AUGGACAAGGCUACGCUGCUUUGCCAACUCAAACUUGAUGAAAAAAUGAUAGAGUGCAUAUAUUUGUUUGGAUCACAUGCGUACGGCACAGCAAGCGAGCAGAGACAGAGUGACUACGAUAUUGUAAUGGUACUAAAAUCACGUGCAUUCGACGCGCAUGAAUUAUUUAAAUGGAGAAAUGUAAACUGGUUAACACGACACAAUUGGAUAAAUCCCAAUUUUCGUCAUUUUUUCUCUGGUGAAUCGGAUAAAACAUGUUUUUUCGAUUUAGGAGACAGGGAGGCACCAGUAUGGAUGUACAAUGUUGAUACUUUUUGUAUGCUUCUAAGAACAAACACAAUGUUUGCCAUUGAAUGUAUUAGUCUACCAGAAAAACUGAAAUGGAUUGAAAAACGGAACUUUUCUGAUGAAUUUUGUAUUGAUGAUAAGAUGUUGGAACAAUCAGUGAUUAACCAUUCACGAUCUCAUCUUUUCAUGGCGUGUAAAAAUAUGACACAAAUCUUAUUUCCAGCUGAAAAUGAUGAUAUGGAGACUCGAGAUGAAAUUGAAAAAAUGUCGAAAGAUCCAAUAUGGAAUCACACACAGUUGCCUAAUAACUAUAACUUUUAUAAAACAAAAAAAUUGAUAUGGCAUUCCAUUCGGUUGCUCUAUUUCGGUAUUAAUAUCAAACGUUUUAACCGAUUGACAGAUUACACUGGUGCAAAUUAUUUAUAUGAAGAUCUUCUUGCUAUGGAGUCACAUAAAUGGAUAGACUUCGAUAAAAAGUACAUGCCAACUUAUACGGAACUAACAAAUGAAUUCAUAAAUCUAACGCGAGAUGCACUAACAUUACCGGAUAAAAUGCAGUUGUAA
Molecule: messenger RNA, 852 nt
Organism: Didymodactylos carnosus
Lineage: Eukaryota; Metazoa; Rotifera; Eurotatoria; Philodinida; Philodinidae
Source: the annotation of a GenBank genome assembly